GUGCCCGGGGCGCGGGCGCGCAGCGCUGCCGCCCCGCUGACGGAGCGACUCGGCGCGGGGACGGCGCUGGCGUUUUGGAGGGAGUUUGCAUGUGGUCAGUGCUGUGCUGCUGAGCCAGCCCCCAGCUCACAUUACACACUACUGUAUUUAUAACCUCUCGAAGCUGUUUCCCCCUUCAAGCAGUUCUCUGGGACCACCUUCUAUUGGCUUCAACCUCUCCUGCUUCUUGACAUCUGAGCAGCUCUGAGAACGGCUCAUCUAGGUCCGAGUGUUUAUGCAGCGGAGACUGGCCACUAGGGCUAAAGACCUGGAUUAUCUGAGCUCAGCUGCCUGCUGCAGAGUCUGUCGGUGCCGUUUUGGAAAAAAAAUCCCAGCCCCGAUCUGUUUACAGUGAAAGUUGACAAAGGGUGGUGAAGUUGGAUCUUUCCUAAACUCUCCUGCCUGGAACCUGAGACUUGCAUGCCAUGGAUCACACACUUUUUGGCUGCCUGCGCAGCCCCCAUGCCACUGCGCAGAGCUUGCACCCUUUCUCCCAGUCUUCUCUUGCCCUGCAUGGAAGAUCUGACCACAUGUCCUACCCUGAUCUGUCUUCUUCUUCUUCCUCUUGCAUAAUAGCGGGAUACCCCAAUGAGGAGGGCAUGUUUGCCAGCCAGCAUCAUAGGGGGCACCACCACCACCACCAUCACCACCACCAUCACCACCAGCAACAGCAGCACCAGGCUUUGCAGACGAACUGGCACAUUCCUCAGAUGUCGUCUCCUCCUGCCGCGGCCAGGCACAGCCUCUGCCUUCAGCCCGACUCAGGAGGACCCCCGGAGCUGGGCAGCAGCCCCCCUGUCCUGUGUUCGAACUCUUCCAGCCUGGGCACCAACACCCCCACGGGGGCAGCGUGUGCGCCAGGGGACUAUGGCAGGCAAGCUCUGUCCCCGGUGGAAACAGAGAAGAGGUCUGGCAAAAGGAAAAGCGACAGCUCAGAUUCCCAAGAAGGAAACUACAAGACAGAGGUCAACAGUAAACCCAGGAAGGAAAGGACAGCUUUCACCAAGGAGCAAAUCAGAGAGCUAGAAGCAGAAUUUGCUCAUCAUAACUAUUUGACCAGGCUGAGACGAUAUGAGAUAGCAGUAAACCUUGACCUCACUGAAAGACAGGUAAAAGUUUGGUUCCAGAACAGACGGAUGAAGUGGAAGCGGGUAAAAGGGGGUCAGCAAGGAGCAGCGGCCCGGGAGAAGGAACUGGUGAAUGUGAAAAAGGGCACGCUGCUCCCCUCCGAGCUCUCUGGCAUCGGCGCAGCUGGUCUCCAGCACACAGGGGACUCACUAGCGAACGACGACAGCCACGACAGCGACCACAGCUCUGAGCACGCACACUUAUGAUACACAGAGAGUGCCCCAGCUCCGUUCUCAGGAAAGAUGCUUUGCUGGCAAGCCUUACACAGGCAUCGUUUACUUAUGCAAGUGACUCUGGCAAUGAUUUUUAAAGUUGUUAUGGAAAAUUCAGGCUUAUUAUGUCUGCUUUUCUCGAUUUUUAGAUGGUUUACAGUAAGUGCCAUGUCUUAAAGGUGCCUCAAGAGUGGAGAAGUGGAAGACAAACUUUGAACAUUCCAGAUUUGUUUGUCGUGUUUAUGACAGCGGGCAGGUAUUUUUGCUUUAGCUUGCACUGAAAAUUACAUUGCUCUCGACAGAUGUUAUAUUCUGAAAACCACAGUGCCACAAAAUCACUAUCUAGUGGAUAAGAAAUGUAUUUUAACUCUGUAUAUAUUUACCUUACAGCAUUUUCCUGUCUUCACUAAUUUUUAGCAAUGCAUUCAUAUUAGCUGAUGGCAAUAGUCACUCAUGACAAUAAAUGGCUUUUUGUCUCUUUAUCUUUGUUUUGUUUUUCCAAAGACAUACAAUACAUGCAGAUACUUUUGUUCAAGUAAAGAACAACACAAUAGUGUCUGCUAGGACACAUCCUUGUAUGACAGACAAAACAAACCUUAUGUUGCAUUUACUAUCAACUGCUGCUAAUAGGGUAUUAUUAAACUUACCUAGCUCUUCAAUUCUUCCUAUCUUAUAACUGCAAAAAGUGAUUUUUAGGAUCAUAAGGAUAGUCCAGUAACCUGCCAAAAAUGUCAUGUUCCACUCAUGCUCAGUGGAAACUUUCCAAAGGAUUAUUAAUUUCUACUUUUUCAUGAUUGAGUACAUUGAUAAAUACUGACAUUUUGUAGAAAUUUUGUUGCUUCAUAUUCAGUUUAAAAAACAGCAGAUAAACUGAAAGUUAUUAUCAACUGCUUAUGUUGGUAGAAAUCAAAAUAUGAAGGUAACUAUAUUGUGUCCCUUGUGUAAAAUCAAGACACAUUUUCUGUUAUAAGCUUUUAUGUACAUACAGGCAAAUACCAAACCCCAAAAUUUAAUGCAAAACAUUGAUUGUACUUUGUAAAGAAAUAUGUUUAAUAAAUAAUCAUUUUUAAAUAA
This is a messenger RNA of Pseudopipra pipra, 2453 nucleotides long. RefSeq names its product mesenchyme homeobox 2 (gene MEOX2). Lineage: Eukaryota; Metazoa; Chordata; Aves; Passeriformes; Pipridae. The transcript is spliced from 3 exons. Gene Ontology annotation, cellular component: nucleus. The coding region runs from base 465 to 1373 and encodes 302 amino acids. Gene Ontology annotation, biological process: positive regulation of transcription by RNA polymerase II; somite development. Gene Ontology annotation, molecular function: DNA-binding transcription factor activity, RNA polymerase II-specific; RNA polymerase II cis-regulatory region sequence-specific DNA binding. The record is from RefSeq and is a predicted model, not a curated record.